Heterobilharzia americana is the source of this 2727-nucleotide messenger RNA. The record is from the annotation of a GenBank genome assembly. NCBI's taxonomy places the organism in Eukaryota, Metazoa, Platyhelminthes, Trematoda, Strigeidida, Schistosomatidae.
AUGGCCUUGAAGGUUAUAACGUAUAGGUGUUGUUCAGGGCCUGGGAAACAUUCAGCUUACUGCGGAUUGAGUGAUGUGAAGGCUUUAGAGCGGAAAUGGCUACCGAUCAUAAGCCGGAUGUAUAUGGAUAAUGAACGGAUUCAAAAUAAAGAAUUGCGUAACAGGCGUUCUUUUGUAUUGUCGAUGUUCCCUUAUCCGUCAGGAAGACUGCAUAUGGGGCACUUGCGUGUUUACACGGUAUCUGAUGUCUUAGCUCGUUACAAAAUGAUGUGUGGUGAGUCAACAAUAUAUCCUAUGGGAUGGGAUUCAUUCGGCUUACCUGCAGAAAAUGCUGCUAUUGAUCGAAAUAAAAUUCCACUAGAGUGGACAACAAAAAAUAUUCUUUCAAUGAAGCAGCAAAUGAAUGAAACAAUGUCUUUAGCUGUUGAUUGGUCAAGGGAGUUGAGCACCUGUGACCCUACCUAUUAUAAAUGGACUCAAUGGGUAUUCCUCAAGUUGUAUCAAUCUGGUCUAGCUUAUCAAAGUUCAUCUUACGUUAAUUGGGAUCCUAUUGAUAGGACUGUUUUGGCAGAUGAGCUCAUAGAUAGCCAAGGAUGUUCUUGGCGUUCUGGUGCAAAAGUAGAACGGCGUCCUCUACGUCAAUGGUUUUUUCGAACGACUGUUUACUCAAAGUCUCUUUUAGAUGGUUUGAAAGAUAUUGAAAAUAAUCAGUGGCGUGAUGUAGUACACUUGCAACGUGGUUGGCUUGGCAAUCUCAAUGGAACACAAAUGGAGUUCGAUAUACACUCAUCAUAUGAACAACAUAAAGCUAAUCCUCGUCAACAUGCUAUGCUUUAUUCAACUUCAAAAUAUGACCAUUCAAUGAACAGUAAUGUAACAGUGAAUGAACGAGUGGUUGUAUUUACAAGAUAUCCAAGUUUAGCUGUCGCUGAUCUAGUCAGUUAUAUAAGAGUUGGUCCAGAUAGUGUAUAUUUUGCAGAUAUGUAUCGAAAGGUUGAAGAAAAACGUGGCUCAAAUUUUAGUCGAAAGUUGGUUUUACAUUCUGAUUGGGAUAAUUUAAGUAAUGCCAAUAAAUUGUCUAUUGCAUCGUGUACAUCAGUAUCACCUUGGCCUGAAAUUUUGGAUAUAUCUGCACGUCAUCCACUUACAGGACGUUCUAUUCCAAUGAUUCGUGAAAAUAUUCCAUUACCUCAACAUUCCAGAGCUUAUCCAAAUGAGUUAGUCUUUUCUUUGAAUGGUCGAACACAAAAUCACCUCUCAGAAUUAUUGGAUUUACCGUUGCCUCCGGGAAAAUUAUUAUCUGAGAAAGUGGAUUUGUCUAAACUGAAUGAAGAUGAUUUGCAGCAGUGUGUAAUCUACACACCUAUAUCUGAGUCUGUUUUCUUAAUAUCUGUAAUAACAUGGUCUAUUUCAUUUUUAAUAGCUUCACGGGAAAACAGUGGUGAGUCUAUGCCUAAGGCUAUGCAAAUUCUAAAGGUAAAUGGACGUGGGGGUUAUUGGUGUAAUGAAGAUCGUACUGAUUGGUUGGUGUCUAGACAGCGUUAUUGGGGUACUCCUAUACCUAUUAUACAUUGUGAAACAUGUGGAAUAGUACCAGUACCAGAGGAUCAACUUCCUGUUCUUUUACCACCUCUAGAAGGGCCAUUAAAACGAGGCGAUGAACCUUUGAAACACAACGAAUCUUGGCGUAAGACAGUAUGUCCUAAAUGUGGUAACCCAGCCAAUCGUGAAACGGAUACACUGGAUACAUUUGUUGAUUCAUCAUGGUAUUAUCUAAGAUAUUUAGAUCCACAUAACAAUACAGCAAUAUGCGAUAUUGAGAAAGCUACUGAAAGUUUACCAGUUGAUGUAUAUGUUGGCGGCAUAGAACACGCUACUCGACAUCUUUACUAUGCUCGUUUUAUUGCGCAUUUUCUUCAUGAUAUGGGUAUACUACCAUGUAGGGAACCAUUCAAGAGUUUUCUUCCAGUUGGUUUAGUUAUGGGUGAGACGUAUAUUGAACCAAAUACUGGUCGUUUUGUCUCACCAGGACAUGUUGAUAAGAAGUAUUUAUCAGACAAAACAGUUCAAUACUAUGAAAAAGAGACGAAUUCACAACUUGAAAUGUAUUGGGAUAAAAUGAGUAAAUCGAAAUUGAAUGGAAUUGAUCCAACUGAAGUGGUUGAAAGGCAUGGUAUGGAUAUAGUACGUAUUACUAUGCUAACAAAUGUUGGACCACAUAGAGCACGUAAAUGGACCGAAGGAGAUGUAAUUCAAGGUGUUCAUAAUUGGUUGACGAAGCUGAAUCUUUCAUUGUCUGUUAUAAGACGGAUUAACGCAUAUUAUGAUGAAACAUUUGUGAUUAGUGCAAUUAUCUCCCGACUUCAAGAGUUAACAGAAUUAUUAAGAAAGUCUUCUAUGCAUGUUGGUGGUCCUGGACCGUCAAGUUUUUUUUAUAUUCGUGCAUUGGCUGAUCUCUUAGUGAUGUUCGCUCCAAUUGCUCCAAUUUAUGCCUCUGAAUUAUGGUCAGGUUUCCAAUUGGCGUGUUCAACUAAUGCACCUUCAUCAAUUCGUGAAAUUCUUUCUGUUCAUUCCAGUCAAAUGAUAAAUUAUGACAGUUGGUUAAAUCAAUGGCCAUACGAUUUGGAAAAACAUGUUCUUGAACAACCAUUCCCUAAACUCAUUAAACAAGAAAAUGGCAACAAUGUCAUCCAAGUAUUAAAUUUAAAAAAUCGUACAGCAUAUUGA